Molecule: messenger RNA, 222 nt
Organism: Oikopleura dioica
Lineage: Eukaryota; Metazoa; Chordata; Appendicularia; Copelata; Oikopleuridae
Source: the annotation of a GenBank genome assembly
AUGGGAAAUGUUCUUUGGACCCUAGUGAACUUGGUGAUUUUGAUCUUUAUUGGCUGGCCAGUGGCGAUGUUCUGCGCUGGAAUCUACAUUUUUGUCGCUCCCUUCGCUGCUUGUCUUGGAUCAGGAUGCGACAAAAUUGCGGAUCUUAUGGAUAAGGGUAUCCAGUGGCCUCGCGGACUCGGAAAAGCAAUUGCAAACGGGAGCGACAGCAUGGGGCUCUAA